GCAGCUGCAGCAUCCAGAGCCCCGGUGGGUGCAGCUUCAGCCUCCCCCAUCCCACCAGAGCCAUAGCCGGGACCGGGUUGGUCCCAUUUGCUGCGGCGGCUGGGAAGACAGAAAAACAUGAAAGGGAGAUAAAAUAAUGGCUGUGAAAAAGAAAGCAGGACUGAACGAACACUUGAUUUGAUGGUAUAACCCAAGUUGACUAACCAGACACCGUUACUGUUUAUGUUAUGGAAACUAACCAAGAAGUGAGAUUCUGGAUAUGGUCUCACUUGAUUACGGCUUAUUGUGAUCACAGGUGUGAUGCUGCUGCCUCACCUGUCACCCCGUAUUUUAUCACCUCCCGGCCGGACUUGGUGAGUUUCUCCAGAGGAGGCAUCAAAGGUUUCAGUAGAAGCAAAAAAGCCUUGAGCAGCAGCUUCAUGACAGGACAUUCAGUCAAGGCUCCAUCAUUCCACAGGUACACCACAGGUUUCCCUUUGUCGUGACAAACUUUGGUUCUUCAAGUUAAGACUGUCUAAAGGAAAACCUCCACAGCAUUUGACCGAUAAAAUAAUCCAGUAACAAUCCAAGGACUGCAUGAGAGAAACCUUAGAGAUGCACUACAAACGACUGGCAGCGUGUUAAUCAAGAAGCCCCUAAAGCAAAGGGAUACAAAACAGACAGCCAAUCUCAGUAAAGAGAACCGAAAAACCUGCAGACUCUUUCGUUGUGAUCUCCUGAGAUUGUUUCCCCCAAAGAUCAAUGCUUUUACUGAGCAUGUGUCAUAAAGGGAGGUCAACACACAAGCGAAGAUGAACCCUUAUGUCACUUCACACUUCAGGAGGGAUCUUUUCCCCCAUUUCCAUUUGUUGUAGGCUUUUGUCUUACCUGCUGUUACUGGUUGAAUGAAAUCGCUUCUUCUCUAUUUGUACAGUUACAGCAGUGUCUAUUGUUUUUCAGUUCCCUUUGUAGUCGCCACAGUGCUGAGUUAGAGUUGAGGGUUUAAUUCUGUCCACUGUUCCAAAGAGACUGGAUAUGAAUACUCUGUAUACUUGUCAGGAUCAGUAGUAGAGUUCUCUGGAGAUGGUUGGGCAAGGUGAAUACUAACACUACAAGCAUACCUUUCCAUUUCCAGAUAUAUUUGCACAUUUCUCUUUUGCUUUAUUUAAACUCUUCAAAGUUGUCAUUUUCACAUUGCAUCUACAUGAUAAUCUUCUGUUUUGUUUGCGUAAACUCUCUCUGAUGUUCAGGCAGCCUUUUGUUUUGUCUUAUUUUGUAUCUUGUUCAAACAGUUACGCCCUCAGCCAUCUUUGUUCUCAGCACUUCUCAGCUCUUCUCAUUCUGUGGCACACACCUGAUCUAUCAACUCUGGUGCCAGACCUCCAGAAAAAUGUAGAAAACUUCUUCAGGUGACCUGUGUGCUUACCUUUUCCCUCCAUAUAAAUCUUCUACUUAAAUCUAAAAACACAAAUAAUAUAGGAGAUAGAUCAAAGUAAUCUCUUUCUGUUAUUUUCUUCCCUUCUUCUUAUCUUUUGUCAGACGUAGGCGCUUUCUCAGCCGUAACGCUGAGCUGUAAUGAGGUAUGUCUGGUCUAACUGUUGCUGGUGAUUGCUAACAGCCGUGUAGUUCAGUUCAAUAUUAUCCACAUAACAGUCUGUACACAAAACAAGUCUUCACCAAAUUGACAAUGGCCAUUAAACAGAUUUGCAGACCGUUAGAUAGAAAAUGUGAAAUUGUUAAAGCAGUGACAUGAUUGAACAGGAAAUGGCAAACAAAACAUGGUUCUUUCAGUUUGGACCCUCUUGUUGGGCAAAAGUGACUUGUAAAGAAAGGUUAUGAGACUAGUUUAAGUCUGCAGAAACAGAUACAUUGUGUGAAUCUGCCUAUUAAAUUGUGUGUACUAUAGUCAGUGCUUUAUCCAAGACCUGUUGGCACUGAAUUAUGAAUGAUGAAUAAUGACAGACAUUUGAUGUACUGAAAGCACUGCAUUCUUUGUGUCCUCAUGCCCAUACUAAGUGGUUGUAAAACUGGGAACAGCCUGAUCGUAAGAAGUGGCAUGUUUUUUUGCUUUUGACUGCAUGUUGGAGAUGAUUUUAUCACCGAGUCCCAUUUGAAGUUAAUUUCUAUUUGUCUUGUCUUGUAUGCAUCUUGUCACAAUAUUAUGGCACUCUGUAAUGAUUUGCACAUCCUUUUCAUGUUUCUUACUCCUUUCUACUAUUAGUUUAUGGCUUCCAUGAAUCGAUGCCUGCAUGAGGCUUCCUUUUUAUUGUUUUGAACUGAACAGAACCUUUCCUGCUUGCUUUUUCGAUGUCUGUUGAAGUCAAUCCUUUCCUACCAUCCUUGUCAAAAGAAGUCUUGUAAACUCGGGGUCACAGAAAUAGAGUCCUUUGGCUGCUGCUGACAUCUUCCUUUUAUCUCACCUUUGCUUCUUUAGUGAGUAUGAUUUAAGGACAUUGGUUGCUAAUGAAUGCAACUGUGAACCUACUUCAAGAAAGCCCACUUUGUUUGCUGAGGGAUCUUUCACUGAAAGGAUAGACUGUACUGAGAAACAGCAUUACACGUUGAGGAAAGUAAACAAGUGACCUGUCAAUGGCCUUGGUGGGAAUUAUCCUCUUGUUACCAUAUAUACCACCAUACCACUAUUGACUUGCAAUUCUCUCUUCAUGAAGAAGGGCUGAAAGACUGACUGUGUUGUUAGCAUCACACACUAAAUUGACUGUAUCAAGGUGCUUAAUUACUACAUCAACAAUAAAAUCAAGGCACACUAAGGAAUACAAAUUAACUGUCAACUACUCCAUAAGAGAUAGGGGACUUUAUAGUACAUGAUGGGAGCGGCACGCGUGAAACGCCGCUUCAGUGCUGUGGUGGAUGGGCCAGUGGAGGAGGAGGAAGUCAUGAGGCUGGCACAGAGUGCUGCAGACACGGCUAGGGCAGGGGGCAGUCCGACGGGGUCAGGGACCCCAACCAGCCCCUCCCCGACUCAUGCCCUGAACGGCAAAACUCUACCUCUCCAGAGCAACACCAACAAUGCACGGAGGCAGAGUGCCAUUGGAGAGUCAGUUGGAGGAGACGCAGGAGAAGGCGGGGUGAGAUCAGGAGGAAUGUGCUCAGGUCUAAGGAGUGGAAGAGGCUGUAGUGUAGGAGGAAGAGGGAAAAGCCAUUCAUCCUUGGCCCAGGAUUCGCUCUCUUCCCCCUCCACUACUAGCCGCAGGCACACCAGGCGCUCUAGCCGCCGGCCCCGACAACGCUUUGUGGGCAAGGACGGACGCUGCAACGUCACUUUUGUCAACAUGAGCGAGAGGGGCCAGCGCUACCUCAGCGACCUCUUUACCACCUGUGUGGACAUCCGCUGGCGCUGGAUGCUGGUCAUCUUCACCCUCUCCUUCCUUCUCUCCUGGCUGCUCUUUGGAUUUGCCUUCUGGCUCAUUGCCUCCAUGCAUGGGGACCUCUCCAUUCAGCUUACCCCCAGCUCAGGUUUCUCUCCGGGAUCAGGAGAGGCCGGGUCUGGAGGAGAGUCUGAUAGAGAGGCAGUGGUUGAGGAGCCGUGCUUCCUCCAGGUGAACAGCUUCAUGGCGGCCUUUCUAUUCUCCUUGGAGACACAGACAUCCAUUGGUUACGGAUUUAGAAGUGUGACCGAAGAAUGUCCCCUGGCGGUGGCGGCGGUCGUUUUGCAGUGCAUUGUGGGCUGCAUUAUUGACGCCUUCAUCAUUGGGGCAGUCAUGGCAAAGAUUGCCAAGCCCAAGAAGCGCAACGAGACGCUGGUGUUCUCUGAAACAGCUGUGGUGGCGCUGAGGGACGGGAAACUCUGCAUGAUGUGGAGGGUCGGAAACCUACGCAAGAGCCAUCUGGUAGAGGCACACGUUCGAGCACAACUACUGAAGUCAAGGGUGACAGCAGAAGGAGAGUUCCUCCCACUUGACAAUGUGGACAUCAACGUGGGUUUUGAUAAUGGCACGGACCGUAUCUUCUUAGUCUCACCAGUGACAAUUGUCCAUGAAAUCAACGACGAGUCGCCCUUCUUUGAGAUCGACCGAAAGGCCCUGGAGAAUGACUCUGAGUUGGAGGUGGUGGUCAUCCUCGAGGGCAUGGUUGAGGCCACAGCCAUGACUACACAGUGCCGUAGCUCUUAUCUGGCUUCUGAAAUCCUCUGGGGACACCGAUUCGAACCAGUGCUCUUCGAGAGGAAAGACUGCUACCAGGUGGACUACUCAUUCUUCCAUCGGACAUAUGAAAUCCCGACCACUCCUUCAUGCAGUGCUAAAGAGCUGGCAGAACAGAAGUUCUUACAAAGCUCACACUCGUCAUUCUGCUAUGAGAAUGAAGUGGCUCUGCAACUCGUCUCCCCUGAUGAUGAGCCUGAACAAGACCCUGAGUGUCCCUCCCCACCCACACGAAGGCCAUCUCUGGCAGAACAUCUCCACUACAACUGAUACAGUGGGAUAGGAAGCCUUAAGGGAAAAGAGGCAGAAAGUAGCCAUGGAGGUUUAGAGGAAGAACAGGAACAAAGAGAGGGUAAGAACGGUAGGAAUGGGCUGUCCAAGAGAGACCAGAUUAAAAGUACAUAUAUGGAUUUGCCAGUGUCAGGAACAGGAUAGGAAGUGAAACCGUUUACAGUGAAUAGAGAGGGAAGAAAGUCCAGAAUAGGAGCAAGUCAAGAGAUCCAUUAGAGUUUUUAAAAGUUUACAGGAUUUAGAUAAGUACUACUGUACAGAUUAAAUUGUACAGAGAAACAGAAAAGAUAUGGACAGAUAAAGAAACAGUGAGAGGUUUGGGAUCAGUCUAUAGGGGAGAUGGGUUACUACACUGACCUAGUUGUCUGAUUGGUCCUGGCAAUCUUUCAGAAUUAUUGAACAAAUGUCUGCAAUGUCUCACAUCUGGCCCAUCAUCACUACCACAACACACCCAUCUGGCUCUAAUGCCUGACUGGCAGAAUAUACAAGAGCAGCCCAUGGUGGCUCUAACCUGCAACUGCACCUCCACUCUUAUGAUCUGCAGGAAUUCUUGACCUCUACUGAAAUGAAUGGUAGUGUACCUUCUGAGGUACAACUCAGGAAUGUUUUCCACUAUGAUGCUGAUUUAUCAUUUUAAUGCUUUAUUUUCUUAUGGUAAGUAUGGAUAGUGCACAAUUUGUGAUACUUUGAGGUUGGGGGUGGCUGUUGAGAAUGCUUUUGAGUAUUUGGCUUGGCUACUUGUAGAGCCAAAGCAGGGCAACAGUAACAUGAAGAAGCAACUGAAAACUAGCAGCUUUUUAAAGCAGUUUCUUUUCCAUGUUAUGUGCUGUACGUUGUUUGUCUUUUGACCCUUUUUUCUAUGUGUCAUGAAAAAAAAAAGUUAACUGGUUGUAACAUUUGAUUUAUUCAUUUGUUGAGAUGAAGACCAUGUGGUCAGAGGAAGCAUGAGUGUUUGUCAUUUUCAAACCACUGCAGUGAUAUACAAUGACAGAUGACAAUUGCUGUGUCCAGACCAGUUAAUUACCAUACAUUCUUUCUUGCACUACUAUAUACAGUAUCUUUUCAUUUUGCUAAAAACACUCCUAUUGUAUUGUUCUUGUCUGUUGCUUUUGGAUUCUAGUACAACUCAGUUACAACAUUAUAUUUGAAAUGUCUUGGCACACUUGGAAGACCCUUGAUGGUUUAGACUGAAUCGAGAAAAAGGGGUCUGUAAAUGCUCUGGAGGCUAGUAACCUCCAACAUCACAAGAACAUAACUGAGCUGAACUGAAUGGGAGAAGCGUUCUGACGAUGAUGACAUGGCUUGCUUCUCUGAGAAUAAAACUGUCAAACUUCUGCACAAGUGGAUGAGGAUUGAACUGGAAACUACACCACAUUCAUAGAAUAUUAUUCAGUUUUUUGUGCCCAUAAAAUCAUGUGACACCCUGCUCUAAGUCGAAUGUGUUACGGUAGUGAAUGGUGCCUUCAUAACAAACCAGAGAUUUUGCAACUGGCCCGUCAUCUGCAGCUGCAGCUUAUUUUUAUUGUGUGUAUUUGCAUAAUGCUACUUAUUUAAGAGUGUUUUUUC
Messenger RNA from Micropterus dolomieu (smallmouth bass), 5996 nucleotides. It is a transcript of the gene kcnj14, whose product is annotated as potassium inwardly rectifying channel subfamily J member 14. Bases 2802 to 4409 code for a protein of 535 amino acids. Gene Ontology annotation, cellular component: plasma membrane. The transcript is spliced from 6 exons. Gene Ontology annotation, biological process: potassium ion import across plasma membrane; regulation of monoatomic ion transmembrane transport. The record is from RefSeq and is a predicted model, not a curated record. Lineage: Eukaryota; Metazoa; Chordata; Actinopteri; Centrarchiformes; Centrarchidae. Gene Ontology annotation, molecular function: inward rectifier potassium channel activity.